Molecule: messenger RNA, 1582 nt
Organism: Orbicella faveolata
Lineage: Eukaryota; Metazoa; Cnidaria; Anthozoa; Scleractinia; Merulinidae
Product: carbohydrate sulfotransferase 11-like
Biological process (GO): carbohydrate biosynthetic process
Cellular component (GO): membrane
Molecular function (GO): sulfotransferase activity
Source: RefSeq, a predicted model, not a curated record
UGUAAAUCAGAUGCAAGUAAGAAUUGUCAGCUAAUUGGCCGUGUGACAGAAAUAAUUUUUAACAAUCAAAAUACCGCACAAAGAAGAAAAUAAAUUACCUCCGAAUUCAAAACUUCAAGAGACCGAUCCACUGGUUUCACUUCGAUUCGGUACGUGACAUUUUACAUGUGCUAACAGUCAAAAAGUCUGUGCUCCGCUCGUCUGCCGAAUUUCUUUGUGAACGAAAGUCGUCUAUAUUUUGAAGACGGCAGAAAUAGUGUAGCAUUCUUCAUCGGCAAAAUUCGACUUCGAACCCCGAUAGAGCGGGUAGUUUUUACCGACUGCUCGAGGUUUUGAAACCCACAAAGUUUGGCACAGCAACGAACAAAACACUUUGCCACCCCUACCAACACCAACAGAAUUUUUACCACCCAGAUUCUGGGUGGUCACGUGACCAGCCGCAACCAGGGUCUUUCUUCCAACGACCAAGGGAGGCAGUGGAGAGGGAGCCUGGGAAAGAGGUUGUAGGAGAUGAAGCAAUAUUCAUUUUGGCCACGUCGAUUCUUAAUUGGCGACGAUGGAGGCGAACAAGAAACAACUGUUGCAUAUGGCUCUUUUAGCUGCUGGAAUAUUGCUAAUCCUCGCAGAAUAUGAACUAUAUGAAAAGCAACAGAAGGCGAACCCCGACACAGAGCCAAGUCUCAAGGUUUCAAAUGUACAGACUCUACAGGGAUCAUAUCAUUUCCGCUCUCCAAGGGAGUUAAGACAAAACGAACGCAGAAAACUGGUUGAGACGUUUUGCAAAAAGACUGGACACAAUUUCAUGCCAGACCCUUCUCACAUUAUAGUGAUUCCGUCUCUUAAAGUGCUCUACUGUAUAACACCUAAAGUGGCUUCCAGGCAAUGGAGAGAAAUGCUCUAUUCAUUUUCAAACAUGAGGAAAAGAGCGCUUCUACUAAGUCGGUAUCCUCCCGAGGAGCAAAAGCAAAAGUGGGAAAAGUAUUUCAAGUUUACGUUUGUUCGUGAGCCGUUCGAGCGCAUUCUGUCCGCAUACAAAGACAAGUUCGUUUAUCCAAGAUUUCCCCGCAAAAAACUUCAACUUCACGGCACAGCAAUUCUGAGAACCGUUCGUCCAAACGCUUCCAAGAGCGCACUUGAUAAGCUUGAUGACAUCACUUUUCGUGAAUUCAUUGAAUAUUUAGUAACCAAAGGAAGCAGCAAAAGUACGCCUGUUAUGGACUGGCACUGGGACAAUUACGUCAACAUUUGUGGAAUGUGUGCCGUCAACUAUGACUUUAUAGGUCAUUACGAAACUUUCGAUCAAGACUUGGCAGAUUUCAAAGAGGCUGCAGGGUUAUCGCCCCAACAGGCAAAGAAAUUCGAUGCUCGAGCCAACAAUAAAUCCAGUACCGCCUCCUCUAUGCUCAGUUAUUACUCGGAGAUUCCCGUAAAGUGGAUCAACAUCCUUGGGCGGUUGUACAGAGCCAACUUCGAGAUGUUUGGAUACAACUUCCCGGGACCUCUUAAGAGUCUUUUUGAGUAAAGGAAGAGAUUAUAGUCAGGAUGUGACAUUUUGAAGACUUUUUAGCUUUUUCCGUCUUUU